UCAAAUCAAAUUUAUUCAAUAAAAAUCGCAAGCAAUGUGAAGAAAAUUUUUAGUUUAUUUUAGUUUGAAAUAAAUAUUUUUUUUCAAAAUGUACAAGGGAUUUACACGCAUUUUGAAUCAGUCCGAUAAACUUCACACGUGUAUUUCUCCAAUACUUAGGACUACUGUCUUAUGUCCGCGAAAAGAUAAACUUGCGAGUUUAGGUUAUAUAGUCAUGAGAACCAAAAAACAUGAUCGUGGAAGCCCUUCAUCAUUAUUUGUUCCUAUUCCUGUCAAACCCAAUCCUGAUGAUAUAAAUAUCGGCGAAGAAUUCACUGGUCGCCUAAAAAAACAAGAUUUAUUGAAAAUACUAAAUAAGUUCUAUCAGAAACCCGAGGUUCGAGUUUUGGCGGCUGAGAACGGUUUAGAUGACCAGUUAUUACAUCAAGCAUUUUUAUCAUUCAGAAGACACUGUUUAGAACAUGAUCUACCUCCAGACUUACAUAUUACUAUCAGUGAUAUUCUACAAGGUGCUGGACACAUUGAUGACCUCUUCCCAUAUUUCCUCCGUCAUGCACGACUUGCUUUCCCGCAUUUAGACUGUUUAGAUGACUUAAAAAAAAUAUCAGACCUGAGAACUCCAGCAAAUUGGUACCCUGAAGCUCGAAGUAUGAACAGAAAAAUUAUAUUCCAUGCUGGUCCCACAAACUCAGGAAAGACUUACCAUGCAAUGGAGAGGUUUCUGGAAGCAAAAUCGGGUGUUUAUUGUGGUCCUUUAAAGCUAUUAGCUACAGAAAUUUAUCAUAAAUCAAACAAAAGAGGUACAGCAUGUGACCUUGUAACAGGUGAAGAGAGAAGGCAUGCCACUCACUUUAAUACCAUAGACUGUGCAGAAGUGGAACCUAAAGAAGAGGAGCCAUUACUUCUAGAAGAAACAGAACUUACGCCAUCUAGUCAUGUAGCUUGUACAGUGGAGAUGACGUCGCUCAAUCAUUCUUAUGAAGUAGCAAUCAUAGAUGAAAUACAAAUGAUAGGAGAUAGAGGACGAGGGUGGGCCUGGUCUAGAGCUAUAUUAGGUCUACAGGCCGAUGAAAUACAUUUAUGUGGUGAAGCUGGUGCUAUAAAUCUUAUAGAACAGAUAUGUAACACUACUGGCGAAGAAAUGGAGGUACGAUCAUACAAAAGACUAACAGAACUGAAAGUAGAGGACUCAGCGUUGGGAUCGCUGGAUAACGUCAAGCCAGGCGAUUGUAUAGUAUGUUUCAAUAAGAAUGACAUUUACACUGUAAGUCGAGCCAUAGAACAGAGGGGCCAUGAAGUUGCCGUGAUAUAUGGAAGUCUUCCGCCAGGAACCAAACUAGCCCAGGCGAAUAAGUUCAAUGACCCCGAGAGCUCAUGUAAAGUAAUGGUUGCAACUGAUGCAAUAGGGCUUGGUAUCAAUUUGAGUAUACGACGUGUGAUAUUUUAUUCAUUAAUAAAGCCCAUUGUUAAUGAAGAUGGGGAUAAGGAAAUGGAUGUGAUUAGCAUAUCACAAGCUUUACAAAUUGCGGGGCGAGCUGGCCGCUACGGUAGCGCGUGGGAGACUGGCUACGUCACGACAUUCAGAUCUGAAGACUUGGCUACUUUAAAGACAUUGUUGUCGAAGCCCCCGGACCCCGUGACCCAGGCUGGGUUACACCCCACGGCGGAACAGAUGGAGUUGUAUGCCUAUCAUCUGCCCCACGCUAGCCUUAGUAGUCUUAUGGAUAUAUUCGUCCACCUAUGCACAGUGGACGACUCGCUGUACUUCAUGUGCAACACAGAAGCGUUCAAGUUCCUGGCGGAAAUGAUUCAACACGUUCCUUUGCCACUUCGAGCGCGCUACGUGUUCUGUUGCGCUCCUAUAAACAAUAAACUGCCGUUUGUCUGCGCCACUUUUUUGAAGAUGGUCCGGCAGUACAGUCGCAACGAGCCUAUCACGAAGAACUGGCUGUGCAACUCUGUGGACUGGCCGCUACCAGCGCCCAAAACUAUCAUGGAUCUGGUGCAUUUGGAGUCUGUGUUUGAUGUUCUCGAGCUGUAUUUGUGGUUGAGUUACCGGUUUCCUGAUAUGUUCCCUGACGUGAGGCUCGUGCGAGACAUGGAGACUGAGCUGGACGCCAUCAUACAGCAUGGAAUAUUCCAGAUCACGAGAUUACUGCGUAACUCCGAGCAGAUUAUGAAAGAGGAGCCCGAGGGCGUGGAGUACAGCGGGAAGAAGUCCAGGAUCAUGUACGGCCAACCUAAGGAAGAGGGCAAGGGGAAACUGUCGGACAUGCUUGUGUCCAGGGGUCUCAUAACGCCACAGAUGUUGAAGAAACUUCAACAAGAAUUGUCGACUGACAAAAAAGUAGAGAGAAGUAAAAAGAAAAUAAAUAGGAAUAGAAGGAAAUAGUGCGGUAAUGUAGAUCUAUUUAAAGGAUACCGGGUAAUAGACGUGGACGGCAUGACUACGAUUCUGGCGUUUGAGAAGGAGAAGAUAAGCAUAGACUGCACGUCCGAUGUGUCUAUGGCGUAUUGUGGACUUGUGCAUCCCAGCGGGAAGAGAUAUUCGGUGACCGGACCAGAUCUAAACCUUGGGAAAUGUGGUAUCCGUAUGCAAGUGACUGCAAGCGACACCGGUGUAUGGAAAUGUCACAUUGGGACGUCACAUAUUGGAUUGGAGACUAUGAAGGAGAUUAAAGUCAGACUGAGCAGUCAAAUUGCGGCUGUGCGGUCUAAUAUAACUGUAACACAUGGCAAGGAGGCGACCCUUGAGUGCACCACAACGAAAGGUCUGAGGCCACUGAGAUAUUGCCGGUUCGAGCCGCCGAACGGCAGGCCUUUCAGUAUCAACGCCGCAGUUAAUGUUUCCAACGCUCUUCUGGGUAAAUACUUCUACCCUAAUGGCAAGAGUAUAGAUAGGGGAGACUGCGCAGUGACCAUUAGGAAAGUGAAGUAUGAAGAUAUUGGAGUGUGGACGUGCGGGGCCGGCCUGGAUGACGAUAAGGAGUACACGGAUGUUAUCAAAAUUGAAGUUCAAGGUUUCUACACACUAUCAACGGCAUCGGUGACAGGCAUCACGUUUGGUACCAUAGCGAUAGUCGGCAUUCUCUGCUUCGUAGGUAUGGUCGCGUGGAAACGCAGAAGCGUCCUAGGCAGCGCUCGGCAACCCACCGAAGAAUUGGAAAUACGAGAAAUGAGGGAAUUGGAGGUUAGGACGCUACAGCGAACGCCACAGAGAAGCCCAGAGCAAACCCCGCAGGCCUCUAGGCAAAGGACCCUACAGAUGACCCCAGAGCAAACGCCGCAGCCCUCCAGGCAAAUCCCUAGUGUAGUUGUUCAAUCACCGUCUGAACCGGGAUCGUCACCGCUAAUGCCUCAGAAAUAGUACCUAGUCAGUUUUUACAGGUUUUAAAAAAAAUUAAGUUAUAUAGGCAAUGGCCUACUAAAUAUAUAUUGGUGAAGUGUUAAGAUUAUUUCCUACUAUUUUUUGUAUCAAACAAAGUAAGCAAAUAUAUGAAAAAAGAAGUAAACGAAAAAACACAUUAUUUUUCUCAUUAUAGCAAUCAUUUUCCAUUUUGUAAUUUAUGAGUUAACUGUUUAAUUGGUCUGAGACCGGUAUCGUGAAUGUUUAAAAAAAAACAAUACUGUUGCCAUAUGUUUGCAGUACAUUUUGUAUUAAGAUGAUCGCAUAGUAUGACAGCCUCUGUGGCGCAGCGGUGGUACGCUUGUCUGUGACACCGUAGGUCCCGGGUUCGAAUUCCGGACAGGGCAUGAUGAGAAAAGGACUUUUUCUGAUUGGCCUGGGUCUUGGAUGUUUAUCUAUAUAAGUAUUUAUUAUAAAAUAUAUUAUCGUUGAGUUAGUAUCUCGUAACACAGGUCUCGAACUUCGAGGCUAACUCAAUAUGUGUAAUUUGUCCUGUAUAUAUUUCUUUAUUAAUUUAUUAUACCAGAGAAAGUAAGCUCAAUAUUUAUUGGCAUUUCAUUUCAUAUAUGAAUAUUGAAUGUCUACAGUCUAAACUAUGUACCACUAUACUAGGUCACAGAAGAAAUAGUUUUUAUUAGGCCAACAGAAUUUGUGACUAUGUGUUUCUCUACAGCCUCAUUAGCCUUUGGUAUAUGUGAAUUGAGCGAUGUAAACUUGUUUAAUUUUAGGUAGAUUUUAAGA
Molecule: messenger RNA, 4147 nt
Organism: Amyelois transitella
Lineage: Eukaryota; Metazoa; Arthropoda; Insecta; Lepidoptera; Pyralidae
Product: ATP-dependent RNA helicase SUV3 homolog, mitochondrial
Exons: 20
Biological process (GO): mitochondrial RNA 3'-end processing; RNA catabolic process
Cellular component (GO): mitochondrial degradosome
Molecular function (GO): ATP binding; hydrolase activity, acting on acid anhydrides; RNA helicase activity
Source: RefSeq, a predicted model, not a curated record